AUGUACCUUCAAUCUGGGAUUCUCCCGGAAAACAAAGCAGAGGCAAGAAAAAUCCAAUACAAGGCCGAGCACUACCAGAUGGCCAAUGGAAUUUUAUACAGGAAGUCAUACCUGGGCCCGUUGCUAAGAUGCGUAGACGCUGAAGACGCAAACUACUUAAUCCGGGAAGUUCAUGAAGGAAUUUGUGGUAUUCAUGCCGGGCCUCGAAUGGUGGUGGCAAAAGUGAUGAAUGCUGGAUACUACUGGCCCGGGAUGCAUUUAGACGCUGUGAAAGAGUUGAGGAAGUGCAGUGGAUGCCAGAGACAUGCGCCUAAGACCAUGCGCCCCAAAAAUGAACUAGUACCGGUCACAACCGCAUGCCCUUUCAACAAUGGGGCAUAG
Helianthus annuus (common sunflower) is the source of this 381-nucleotide messenger RNA. RefSeq lists its product as uncharacterized. Lineage: Eukaryota; Viridiplantae; Streptophyta; Magnoliopsida; Asterales; Asteraceae. The record is from RefSeq and is a predicted model, not a curated record. The coding region runs from base 1 to 381 and encodes 126 amino acids. The transcript has a single exon.